CUCUUCUUUUUUCUUUUCUUCUCAUUCGACAAGUACGAAGAAGAAGGAGAAGAAGAAAGAAAUUUAGUGAGAGAAAGUUUAGAGAGAGAGUUGAACCCACAGUUUUCAGCUAAAACCACUGGGAUGACAAUUUCUAGGGUUUUGUGAAUUUGAUAAGAAAUUUCAGAGGAAAGAGGAAAAUUGAACUCUGAGAUGGAAAUGCCAGGUAGACGAUCGAAUUAUACUUUGUUGAGUCAAGUUCCCGACGAUAAUUUCCUUCCUCCGCCUUCGAAGUACGGAGGUGGCGGCGGAGGAGCUCAGUAUUACGAGUCUCAUUCUGGCGAGAAGAGUAAUAAAGGCAAAGGAGCAGGUGAUAAUAGAGGAUAUGAUUGGGAUUUGAUUGAUCACCGUAUGAUGCAAGCGCCGACGACAAAUCGGAUCGGUGCGGCGGCACCGUUUCCAGGUUCGAUUGGUUUACAAAGGCAAUCGAGUGGGAGUAGCUUCGGUGAGAGUUCGAUCUCCGGGGAGUAUUACAUGCCGUCGUCGCUUUCUAAUGCUGAAGCAUCGUUUGGAUAUCUCAAUGACGGUGGCGGUGGCGGUGGCGGUGCUGAAUUGAGGAUGAAGCCGUUGGAUGCUGCUAAUUUGUGUGGCUCAUCUUCUAAGAGUUGGGCACAGCAGACUGAGGAGAGUUACCAGCUGCAGUUAGCGUUGGCUUUAAGGCUCUCUUCAGAAGCUACGUGUGCCGAUGAUCCCAAUUUCUUGGAUCCUGUGCCUGAUGAAUCCGCUUCCCGUGCUUCUGCUUCAGCUGCUUCAGUCGAGACCGUUUCCCAUCGAUUCUGGGUAAAUGGAUGCUUAUCGUACUUUGACAAAGUGCCUGAUGGAUUUUACUUGAUUCAUGGGAUGGAUCCAUAUGUCUGGAUUGUCUGCUCAAAUCUGCAAGAAAGUGCCCGCAUUCCAUCUAUUGAAUCAUUGAGGGCCGUUGAUCCCUCUGUAGUACCAUCACUUGAAGUGAUUUUGAUUGAUCGGCGUAGCGAUCCUAGCUUGAAGGAACUGCAGAAUCGGAUCCAUAACCUCUCGGCUAGUUGCAUCACAACAAAAGAGGUUGUUGAUCAGCUCGCUAAGGUGGUCUGCAAUCAUAUGGGGGGCACAGCUUCUGCUGGAGAAGAUGAGUUGGUUCCUAUGUGGAAGGAGUGCAGUGAUGACCUGAAGGAUUGUCUAGGAUCUGUCGUGCUUCCCAUUGGUAGCCUGUCUAUUGGCCUUUGUAGGCAUCGAGCUUUGCUAUUUAAAGUGCUAGCUGACAUCAUUGAUUUACCAUGUCGAAUUGCGAAAGGAUGUAAAUAUUGUAAUAGAGCUGAUGCUUCCUCAUGUCUAGUUCGAUUUGGACUUGACAGCUCUUCACCAUACAGGGAGUACCUGGUUGAUUUGAUUGGGAACCCUGGAUGUUUAUGUGAACCAGAUUCCUCGCUCAAUGGCCCAUCUUCUAUCUCAAUUUCUUCACCAUUGCGAUUUCCGAGAUUCAGAGAAGUUGAACCAACAACUGAUUUCAGGUCACUUGCCAAACAGUAUUUCUCAGAUUGUCAAUCGCUUAAUCUUGUGUUCGAGGAUCCUUCAGCAGGAGCUGCUGUUGAUGGAGAAUCAGGACAAACUGACCGAAAUAAUAUGGAGAGAAACAGUGUAGUCCCUAGUUCAAGUAACCGUGAUGAAAUUUCUCGGUUACCUGUGCCUCCAAUUAAUGCAUGGAAAUUGGACAGGGACAUGGUUCCUGUGAAGCAUGUCCCUCCAGUUGGGCAUGGAGAUACUCAACCGCUGAUGGCAUUAUCAGACCCAAGAGAAAGAGGGAAUGAUAUGAGGUUUCUCGAGGGAGGAAGUCAACUUGUUCCUGCUAAACAAAGUAGAGACCUUGCCCUUGAAGUAGAAGAAUUCGAUAUUCCCUGGGAAGAUCUUGUUCUGAAGGAGAGGAUUGGGGCAGGGUCUUUUGGUACCGUUCACCGUGCUGAUUGGAAUGGAUCUGAUGUUGCUGUGAAGAUUCUCAUGGAACAAGAUUUUCAUGCGGAGCGAUUCAAGGAAUUUUUGCGGGAGGUUGCAAUUAUGAAGCGAUUGCGACAUCCAAAUAUUGUGCUUUUUAUGGGUGCUGUCACUCAGCGACCAAACUUGUCCAUAGUUACAGAAUAUUUAUCAAGAGGUAGCUUAUACAGACUUCUUCAUAAACCUGGUGCGAGGGAGGUUUUGGAUGAAAGGCGUCGGUUGUCUAUGGCUUACGAUGUGGCAAAGGGGAUGAAUUAUCUACAUAAGCGCAAUCCUCCCAUUGUUCAUAGAGAUUUAAAAUCUCCAAAUCUUUUAGUGGACAAGAAAUAUACAGUGAAGGUCUGUGAUUUUGGUCUUUCUCGUUUAAUAGAGAACACAUUUCUCUCAUCAAAGUCGGCUGCUGGGACUCCGGAAUGGAUGGCACCUGAAGUUCUUCGCGAUGAACCAUCAAAUGAGAAAUCUGAUGUAUAUAGCUUUGGUGUCAUUUUGUGGGAGCUCGCGACGUUGCAACAACCCUGGAGUAAUUUGAACCCGGCACAGGUUGUAGCAGCUGUCGGCUUUAAGGGGAAAAGACUUGAAGUUCCACGUGACUUGAAUCCUCAAGUAGCAAGCAUUAUUGAGGCUUGCUGGGCCAAAGAACCAUGGAAACGUCCCUCCUUUUCUGCAAUCAUGGAUAUGCUGAGACCACUAAUUAAACCUCCUGUGACACCUCCUCAACCAGGUCGUACGGACAUGCAGUUGCUUACAUGAAUGCGUGUAUUAAAUGUAUGAUUUCUGCACAUAUUUGGCAUUCUUUGUUAAUCACCUUUCUGGGAGGAACAAGGCUUCAGUUACUUCAGGCGUCUGUUCUGUACAUAUUCGUUCAGAAUGUUUUGUAGAGCCCGUAAUUUUUUUCACAAAUUCAAGCAGCCAUUUCUCUGAGAAUACCAUUUGCAAUUGGCUUGUACGCUUCCUCCUGGAAUAUUUGUUUAGCCAUGUGAUUUUGUUAAAGCCAGCUACAACAGUUCUUCAAUUUUCUGCCCAAAAAUGAUUUUGUAUGUAUAAGAAUUAUAACGAGAAGUUGUAUUAUAGGAAAGCACACUUUGAGUUAGCUUACAUGCAAUCUCUGUCUCAUGUUU
This is a messenger RNA of Nicotiana tabacum (common tobacco), 3122 nucleotides long. Its product is annotated as serine/threonine-protein kinase CTR1. Gene Ontology annotation, biological process: protein phosphorylation. Lineage: Eukaryota; Viridiplantae; Streptophyta; Magnoliopsida; Solanales; Solanaceae. Gene Ontology annotation, molecular function: protein serine/threonine kinase activity; ATP binding. The record is from RefSeq and is a predicted model, not a curated record.